This is a messenger RNA of Tupaia belangeri chinensis (Chinese tree shrew), 3201 nucleotides long. It is a transcript of the gene ZNF71, whose product is annotated as zinc finger protein 71. Bases 260 to 1813 code for a protein of 517 amino acids. Gene Ontology annotation, molecular function: DNA-binding transcription factor activity, RNA polymerase II-specific; RNA polymerase II cis-regulatory region sequence-specific DNA binding. Lineage: Eukaryota; Metazoa; Chordata; Mammalia; Scandentia; Tupaiidae. The record is from RefSeq and is a predicted model, not a curated record. Gene Ontology annotation, biological process: regulation of transcription by RNA polymerase II. The transcript is spliced from 4 exons.
CAUGAAGGAAAACUGUGAGAAUUCAUUGUCAAAACUCUAUAGAAUUACUAAAGGAGUUAAUACCAGAAAGAAACUUGGAACAUCAGGAAUGAAGGAAAUGCAACAGAAAUGGAUGCGGUGACAUUCACUGAUGUUGCUAUAGACCUCUCUCAAGAUGAGUGGGAAUGGCUGAGUCUUACUCAGAGGAGUUUGUACAGGAAGGUUAUGUUGGAGAACUACGGGAACCUGGUUUCAGUGGGUCUUUGCAUUUCCAAACCAGAUGUUAUCUCCUUAUUGGAGCAAGAGAAAGUCCUGGGUGACGAAAGCAGAGGUGACAGGAGGCUUCUGCCCAGAUUUGGAGACUAGACCUGAAAUGACAGAGUUGGAUCCAAAGGGCAACACCUGGGAAGACAAGUCAUCCAUCGAGGUGACCAGGGAAGGACCUAGGAGAAACGGGGCUUGGGGUCUGGCCUUGGAAGGAGCCAGCAAGCUGGGCAGCUGGCCAGAGAGGCAGCAAGGAGAGCCAGGGCGGGGGCUGGAGUGGCUGGGGAUUGCCCCAGGGAACAAACCCUCUGCGCAGCUCUCCGAGGGUCAGGAGUCCAAGGCAUUUACCAGCCAGAGCUCCACCCAGGUCCUGCAGAGGCUGGAGGAGCCUGGGGAGAAGGGGUUCUGCCCCUUCGCCAUGCGUGGGAGGAGUUGCACAGGCUCGGUGGGCCUCAGCCAGCCCCUUGGGCCCUGCGCAGAGAAGGCCUACGCGUGCAGUGAAUGCGGCAAGGCGUUCGGCCGCAGCUCGUCCUUGGUCAAGCACCAGCGGAUCCACACCGGUGAGAAGCCCUUCGAGUGCAGCGUCUGCGGGAAGCACUUCAUCGAGCGCUCGUCCCUCACCAUCCACCAGCGCGUGCACACGGGUGAGAAGCCCUACCCGUGCGCCGACUGCGGCAAGGCCUUCAGUCAGCGCAUGAACCUCGUGGUGCACCAGCGCACACACACGGGCGAGAAGCCCUACGUGUGCGCCGUGUGCGGGAAGGCCUUCCGCAAGACCUCAUCCCUCACUCAGCAUGAGCGCAUCCACACGGGCGAGAAGCCCUACGCGUGCGGGGACUGCGGCAAGGCCUUUAGCCAGAACAUGCACCUGGUUGUGCACCAGCGCACGCACACAGGCGAGAAGCCCUACGUGUGCACCGAGUGCGGGCGGGCCUUCAGCCAGAACAUGCACCUGACAGAGCACCAGCGCACGCACACGGGCGAGAAGCCCUACGCCUGCAAGGAGUGCGGGCGGGCCUUCAACAAGAGCUCCUCGCUCACGCUGCACCGGCGCCACCACACGGGCGAGAAGCCCUACGUGUGCAACGAGUGCGGCAAGGCCUUCAGCCAGAGCGCCUACCUCAUCCAGCACCAGCGGUUCCACAUCGGGGUGAAGCCCUUCGAGUGCAGCGAGUGCGGCAAGGCCUUCAGCAAGAACUCGUCGCUCACGCAGCACCAGCGCGUCCACACCGGGGAGAAGCCCUACGAGUGCGCCGUCUGCAAGAAGCACUUCACCGGGCGCUCGUCCUUGCUCGUGCACCAGAUCGUGCACACGGGCGCCAAGCCCUACACCUGCGGCGAGUGCGGCAAGGCCUUCAGCCAGAGCGCCUACCUCAUCGAGCACCAGCGCAUCCACACGGGCGAGAAGCCCUACCGGUGCGGCCAGUGCGGGAAGUCCUUCAUCAAGAACUCCUCGCUGACCGUGCACCUGCGCAUCCACACCGGCGAGAAGCCCUACCGGUGCGGCGAGUGCGGGAAGACCUUCAGCCGGAACACCAACCUGACGCGGCACCUGCGGAUCCACACCUGAGCGCCAGGGAGGCAUCGGUAGGUCCUCCUCGGCAGGGCCUGGGCGCGGGCGCUUCCUGGGCUGGUCGGUGUGAGCACGGGCGACUCGCAGUCAGAGGAAGCUGAGCGUGAGGCCUGCGGCCACAGGUGCUGCCUCCUCCCGGAGCCAGAAAAGGCCUCGCCGCCUCUCCGAAGCCUUUUAAGUUCACGGUAGCUGAGCCUCAGGGAAGGGUUGCUCCACAAAGGAACCAGCACCUCAGGGUCCUGACCCAGCUGUCUGGGUCAGUUGUCACCACAGCUGGACAGAUCGUGCAGGGUGUCUGAGUGUUUCCUCAGGGAGGAAGGUGGGAGGAGGAGGUGACCCAAGAGAUGCCUGAGGGCCCUUCUCCCUGUGUCAAACACACCCUGGAGCCAGAGGUCUGUGUCACCAUCUGUGGGUUUCCUGGUGGGGCAAGAGCAAGAGGCUCUCCACAUUGUCCCCAUGUCCCUGAUGAUCUCCAGGGAGCACACGCUGGAAGCCACCAAGCUAGUUAGUGGUAGACAUUGGCAAGUUAUCCGUGAGGAGCAAAAUGUUUUUUUCAGACAUAGCAAAUAGCAGUAACUACUGCUUCAAAUGCCAAAGAUUUUUAGAGUGGUCUGUUACAUUAAAAAAAAAAAUCUUUUAAUAAAGGGAGACCUUGUCAUUUUAGAUGGUCUUUUAGGUGUGAAAGGUACAGAUACUGGCUGCCUGGUCAGAAUCAUCUUCAACCAUUGUGGGGAGAGCAGGAGGGAAAAUGAAUGCCACCAACAGGCUUGAUACUCAGGUUUAAAUACUUACUGGAUUCGAUAAGUGUGCACAUGUGGACAUAGACAGUCUGUUUUUAUAGUUAUUUUUGCAGUUAAAUGGGAAAGUAACUGUCUUUUUGCUGCUAUAACGAAGUACCUGAGACUGGGUAAUUUAUAAACAAUGGAAAUUGACUGCUCACAGUUCUGGAGGCUGGAAGUCCAAGAUCAAGGCACCAGCAGAUUUGGAGGCUGUUGAGGGUACAUUUAUAGACAGUGACCUCCCCCAGGCCCCUUCUAUAAGGGCACUAACCUCAGUUAUGAAAACUACUUUGCCCUCAAGACUUAGUCAUUUCUUAGAGGUCUCACUCCUCAUACUGUCACAUUGGGAAUGAAAUUUCCAACACAUGAGUUUGGGGGAGCACCAGAAUUCAGCCCACCGCAGUAACUUCAAGAGAAUUUCCACAGCUGACUUGGAGCUUUGUUUACACAUGGAGUUUCUUCCGAAGUCUACUUUCUCUGGGACCUCGUAGGGCAUCCUUUUUAUUUUGACAUCUCAUCCUACUGGUUGCUAAUACCCUGGAGUUCCCAAAUGUUCCAUACUCCCUGACACUGGUGUACGUGAAGAAUAAAUAAUUAAAUUUUUAA